AUGUCUGUGACUCGGCUUUCCAUCGAGGAUGACAAUCAGGAGUCCAAAAAGGCCAAGAAGGAAGCCUCACCAGCGCUGGGAUUCUCGGACGAGGAUAAGAUCGGAACCAUCCAACCCCAUGACGAUGCUCUGGGUAGUGCUGUGGAAGUAAUGUACCUCGACCUAUACAAGGGGUUGAACUUGAAAUCCAAGGACCUAACGGCGUACGAUUCCCUUCUGGUAAGUUUCAAGGGAAAAAUCGUUACUCCAAAAGGCCAGAUCAAACUACCCAUACAAACCGGUUCGGACGUAGUGGAGGUGGAUUUCAUUGUAGUUGACGCUUAUUCACCCUACAUAGCUAUUGUGGCUAGACCUCGGCUUCAUACUCUAAGGGCUGUCUCCUAUACCCUGCAUCAGAAGGUGAAGUACCUAUUGGAGGGCCAGAUUAAAGAGAUUGUGAGGAAUCAGACCAUGGCUAAACAGUGCAUGGUGGCUGCCAUCUCACGUCAACCCAGUGCUGAGCCCUCAGCCUCUAUUGGAAGGGGCUUAUAG
This is a messenger RNA of Quercus robur (English oak), 531 nucleotides long. RefSeq lists its product as uncharacterized. Lineage: Eukaryota; Viridiplantae; Streptophyta; Magnoliopsida; Fagales; Fagaceae. The transcript is spliced from 2 exons. The coding region runs from base 1 to 531 and encodes 176 amino acids. The record is from RefSeq and is a predicted model, not a curated record.